AAAGCGAAAUGGACCGUUACUCGGUUGUUGAAACUCUACAACUGCGACGAACAGGAGACAUGGCUAAACGGCAACGUUCGGCUUGUUAAAGCCUUUGGUUUGAUCCUCGUCUGUCAGAAAUUAUCUCUUUACUUAUUUUAAUUAAAUACUGGACCCAGUGGCCUGAUAGAAAAACUAAACGGAUAGAGGGGGACUGUAGGGGGCGUUUCGCUGCCCGUUUGGAUCGGGAUGAUCUCCAACUGCGGGGGGUGAUCUGUGUGUUUAAACUGUGGGGUGGCGACAGUAGGAUGAGCUGCCUCCGAACUCACAAAGUCUGGGGGGACUGACGCACACUGCUACAAAUACAGCAGAACUCAUGAUUCAUCGCACCCUAACAAGGUUCUUUCCUUCCUUCUUGGAAACAAAAUGGGCCCACAGCACCACAGAUCCCCCACCCACCCAACAGUGCCGAUGCAGCCUUCCAGAGACUCUCCCUCCCUGUGCCUGAGAAACCAGCAGCAGCAUGUCCCGCGUCUCCUCCACCCCCAAACGCUAUGCUGGCUCCUCCUACACCAGCCACUAUAGCUCCUACAGCUCCUCCCUGACCCCAGGCAUUAGCUCCUACAGUGAGCGGGACCGGCUGUCCACCUACAAGUCCCCCACCUCCACCUCCUCCUCAGGUUACUCGUCCAGCUACCUGAGCAGCUCCACCGUCCGCGGGCGCAACUACAGCGCCUCCUCGGACCCUGACCGAGACCGGGGUCGAACCAUCCCACGCACCGACAUCCUCGGGAGUAGCAGCAGCAGUCGACGGAGUGAGAGCCUCAGCAGAACCCCUGUCAAGAGCUACGGCACGUCAGGGCUGAGUGGGGGGUCCGCUUACUCAGGCUACAGCUCCUACUCAUCAUCUCCGGCCCAGUCCAGCUACCUCUCUUCUUCACAGGCGGCCUCCAGCAUCUCACUCAACAGAAGAAAAUCUGUUUCCCAGAGUGACCUGAGCAGGGACUUGUCCUCUCUGAGCCUCAGUGAUGCUUCCUCCUCCUCCACCAGUGCCCUACGGAGCUACCGCAGUCGAACUAAAGAUGUGGGCGAGUCGUAUGACGUAGGCUCCAGAACGGGCUGCUCGAGCCUGUUACGGAGCUCCACUCAGGAGGCCUUCCCACGGAGCUCCACCCAGGAGGCCUUCAGUAGCAGCAGCAGCAGAGCUUUUAGCUCCUCUGUAUGGGAACCAAGCAGCAACGGGUUGUCUGACAGUCUGAGCAGGAACUCCACAAACUCAAAGAGUGCCCAAGGCCUGGUGGGACUGAAGAACUUAGGAAAUACUUGUUUCAUGAAUAGUAUCCUGCAGUGUCUGAGCAACACACAGAGUCUGCGUGACUACUGCCUGCACAACUCGCACCGCAGAGACCUUAACAACAACAGCCGCACCAACACAGCCCUCAUGGAAGAAUUUGCCAAGCUGAUCCAAACCAUGUGGACGUCGACCAGCAGCGAGGCGGUCAGCCCGUCAGAAUUCAAAACCCAGAUCCAGAGAUAUGCUCCAAGAUUUGUGGGAUACAACCAACAGGAUGCUCAGGAGUUCCUACGGUUCCUGCUGGACGGCCUGCAUAACGAAGUCAACAGGGUCACUGUAAGGCCGAGAGGCACCGUGGAGGACUUCGAUCAUCUGCCAGAUGAAGAAAAGGGGAAGAAGAUGUGGAGUAAAUAUUUGGAAAGAGAAGACAGCAAAAUAGUUGAUCUGUUUGUGGGGCAGCUGAAGAGCUCCCUGACCUGCAGCCACUGUGGCUUCUGCUCCACUGUGUUCGAUCCCUUCUGGGAUCUUUCUCUGCCUAUCGCAAAGAAGGGCUACGGUGAGGUGAGCCUGAUGGACUGCAUGCGGCUCUUCACCAAAGAGGACGUCCUUGAUGGGGAUGAGAAGCCGACGUGCUACAGAUGUAAAGCCAGGAGGAGGUGCACUAAGAAGUUCACGCUACAGAAGUUUCCUAAGAUCCUAGUGCUGCACCUGAAACGCUUCUCUGAGGCACGACGAACCAGCAAACUGUCCACCUUUGUUAACUUCCCCAUGAAGGACCUCGACCUUCGAGAGUUUGCCUCCGGAAACAGCACAAAUGCAGUAUACAACCUGUAUGCAGUGUCCAACCACUCAGGCACAACCAUGGGAGGUCACUACACAGCCUAUUGUCGCAAUCCCAGCUCGGGAGAAUGGUACACCUUUAAUGACUCUAGAGUAACGCCAAUGUCGUCCAGCCAAGUGCGCAGCAGCGACGCCUACGUCUUGUUCUACGAGCUGGCUACCUCCUCGCGGAUGUGAGGACUCCUGAAGGACAUGGCUCUGCUCUGUCUGACACACAGAUGGAUGGACAUUUGUUUUUGGACAUUAGUUCUUCACAAACACAUAUGAAGACCCCCCCCCACUGUUAGGUGGAGAGGAGAACACCAUGGACUCCACAGGAAUCUGAUCCACCAGCUCUGUUCUCUGUGUCUGUUUAUACUGCUGUGUCAUGCUCAUCUUGACUGCAGGCGUGUGUUUAGUGUGUGUGUGUGUGUGCAGCAAAAAACAGGGCAAUAACCCCAGUGCACCAAGCAACCAGGUGAAUCCAUGUCAGAAGUCCCUCUCUAUGCACUGCAAACCAAACUCUCAUCCUGACUGCGCCUUCAACUCUUCUUACUCGUCUCGUUUGCCUCAGAUGAUUAAACCUGACUUCUUCUGUUGUUUUUCGUUUGAGUACAUAUUUGUUUGUCUUUCAGGCCAUGCGGUGGGGGCAGGGUUAUUUGCAAAGCACCAUGAGCAUUAUCUUUGAAAUGUGGAUAAACCUUUCUUAGAAUGACUGGAACAGGACUUGUUAUGAUGUGCUUGGUUUUCCCACAUCGCCCCUCCCUCCCUCCCACUGCACUGCAACACUCCCAUGUCUGUCUGCAUCUUUUUCACUCUGUCUCUCACUAAGAGCGGUCGGGAGGGCUGGAGGCACUGUAAAUGUUUCACUUGUGUUUUAUUUCAUUUGUUUCUCCCACGUGUGGCUGCUACUGAUGCUUUACAAAGUGCUGUGAAUGAAUGAACGGAUGGACAGUCCAGUGAGGCUCUCAUGAGGAUGAGGUUAUAGAAACAAUAAUAAUGGUAACAAUCCUCAUCAUAAGGAUUGGCUCUUUUCUUCCUCUCUUGUUUCAUACCAUUGAACAACACAGAAAGAAUGUUUUCACGAAGACGAAAUACUAUAUCUGUAUAUUUUUAUAUCUUGAUGCAAUAUAGAGAAUGUACUAUUCAAUGGUGCUGAAAAUGACCCAUAACUGUUUUCAGUUGGUUUAUUUACCAGGUUUCAAGAGAGAAAAAAAAGUUCUUAUUUAUGCUUACAGGUGAUGAUGUGAUGAGUCACAGUUUUUAACAGUGGCAGUACUAUAUAAAUACAUAGAUAUAUAUAAAUAAAAGUCAACAACACA
Molecule: messenger RNA, 3414 nt
Organism: Girardinichthys multiradiatus
Lineage: Eukaryota; Metazoa; Chordata; Actinopteri; Cyprinodontiformes; Goodeidae
Gene: usp2a
Product: ubiquitin specific peptidase 2a
Exons: 15
Coding region: 503-2290 (595 amino acids)
Biological process (GO): protein deubiquitination
Cellular component (GO): cytoplasm
Molecular function (GO): cysteine-type deubiquitinase activity
Source: RefSeq, a predicted model, not a curated record